This is a messenger RNA of Vanessa atalanta (red admiral), 3696 nucleotides long. RefSeq lists its product as uncharacterized. The record is from RefSeq and is a predicted model, not a curated record. Gene Ontology annotation, biological process: intracellular transport. Gene Ontology annotation, cellular component: trans-Golgi network membrane; AP-1 adaptor complex. Lineage: Eukaryota; Metazoa; Arthropoda; Insecta; Lepidoptera; Nymphalidae. The transcript has 5 exons. The coding region runs from base 200 to 3268 and encodes 1022 amino acids. Gene Ontology annotation, molecular function: clathrin binding.
CCUUGACAUGACAGCUGUGCCGUCAAUUGUUGUCCUACAAAAAUUGUCAAUUAAUAUGAACAGCUGUCUGUCUUUUAAAGUUAAGUUUUCAUAAUUGAAGCAUCCCAGAAAAUUAUUGCAACUAAUGUUGAGUAAACAAUUGAGAUUAUCAAAAUUUUUAGUGAACUAAGCUGGGAUUUUGAGUUUUCUUUAGAAUAGAAUGUCGAUUCCUCCACUUGUUUGCAGUACUCCUCCACCUCCUGAACAAUGUGAAGACGACAAAGACCACGAAGAUUUUGAUAUAACAUACAAUUUAUCUCAAGAAGAUGAUGAUGAAUAUAGUUCAGAAUUCAACUAUGGAAGUUAUUCUGGUUACAAUAUUUUCCCUCCUAAAUCAGAACAAAUUGAAAAUGAAAAUUGGUCCUCAAAUUUUAAGGAAAAUAUACAAACCAGACCUGAAGCUAGUUUGAAAUCUGAUGAAGUAACAGAAAAUGAUGUCAAUUUAAAUGUUAAUGAUAAAUUUGAAGACAACAUAUUAGAGGACUUAAAUUUAAAAAUUGAUUCCGAUAAUGUACAUUCCAAUGAUAUAGCCACUAAAGAAUAUGAGACUGAACCCGACAUUUACAAUAACGAUUGUUCUGAUAAAAACUCAUCAAUACAAGAUCAAGGAGGUACAGAUUCUGUAGAACAUGUUGAUGAAAAUACAAUUGUGUCUACUGAUUCUAUUGAAUCUGGAACUGAAAAUGUUAACGAUAGACUACCCUGUGGAAAUAAUGAAUCUGAUAAAAAUGUUGAAAAUUUUUCUGAAGAUUUCCCAGAUAUUACAAUAGCAGACAAUGUAAAUCCGAUACAAAUUGAAGCAAAUAUUUUACCAGACACUGUAGUUUUAAAAAAUGAAUCAGAAAUUUCAGAAAAUGUUGAUCAGUCAAAAAGCUCAAAUUUAAGCAUUGAUGAAUUUGGAGAUUUCGAAGAUUUUCAAUUUACAAGCUCUAACAGUCCACAAGUGUUGCCAAUUACUAGUGAAAAUCCUUGGGAUAAUAAUGCUAACGAAAGUUCUGAGUUUGGUGAAUUUACAGCUAACUUUGAUGAAAAUGCAAAGGAAACUAUAAGUGAAAUAUCGAAUUUUCAUAAAAACUCUUCAACAGAAGAAUGUGAUGACGAUUUUGGAGAUUUUGAUGACUUUAAAUCUGUGAAUAAUGUAGAAAGCACGGAAGUUAAAGAAGAAACAUUAAACAGCAAUGUUUCUAUGUUAACUCUUCAUUCACCUGAAAAUGAAUUUCAAAUAGUAGAUAGCAUAAAUAACGUUUUAAAUUCGAUAUUUACAAAUGAAAUAUCUGAACCUGAAAAUGAUUUAGAUACGAAACUUGAACAAUUUCUUAGUGAAACAUGGGGUCAUCUUAUUGACAUAGACAUAAGACAACCAUAUAUUAUUAACUGGAACAACUCUUUGGGCCAAAAAACACUUUUGAAAGCACUAUGUAUAGACUCCAGAAACAUUUUAUUUGGGCCGAAAUGGAACUACAAUAUGCCAAAAUAUGCGACAAACUUAAGUACUGCACCACUUCAACCACAAAAGCAGGUUGCUCAGUCAAAUGUAUUGAGUGCUGAGUCUACUGACAAAGUUCUUAAUAAAGAAGCUAGCACAUGGAUUGACCCAUUUACACCUGAUGGACAAGAAUACGCCUACGCUGAAGCUCUACUCCUAGAUUUAGAGCACCUAAUGGCCACCUUAGACCAAAUGGCUCACAAACAUUCCACACUAAAAAUAUCUGAGCUACUUUCACAUGCUUGCAGUUCAGAAAACGAUAUUGCCAAAAAUGAAACAAUGAAAAGGCCAACAAAUUUAGAUGUUUUUGAAAAUGAAUUAUCAACAUCAAAUAAAAUUUAUUCUAGUACAAUUAAUGUUCAACCAUUGCGACAUAUCAAUCUACCAGAUACACAUAUAUUUACACCAACUGAUUCUGAAACACCAAGAUCGAAAACAAUCCACUAUGAUAGUGAACCAUCUUCACUUAUAACUCAACCAGAUAUAGAAACCAUUAACAACCAAACAGAGCAAAAUAUUUCGAAAUCAAACAGUAUAACUGAUAAUGAUAAUGAGUAUUGGGAAUUCCAAGAUUUUAAGGGAACAAUUCCACCAGUUUCUACAAAUACCGUUGACAAAACAACCGACCCAUCAACUGUCGAUAAAUCAUUGUCUAACGUUCCAACAACAAAGGCAGAAAUUACAUAUCAAACCCAAAUUUUACAACCUAUUAAAUUGGAGCCUAUUAUUCCAACACUCAAUUGGCCAGAUCCCGGUGAAGUGAAAGAAACUUUUGACGAUUUUUCUGAUUUCGUUUCAAGCCACUCAUGGAAUGAAAACGAUACUGCAACUUUUAAACCUGAUGUACAAACGAUUGAUCCAAAACUGAAUAUAGAAUUGGAUCCUAAGACUAAUAAAAUAGACGAUGAAUUUGAAACAUUUCAAUCUGCCCCUGCCUCAAGCACAGAACUGGAUAGCACUUCCAGUCCGAACAAUGCUAUUUCAAACAGUUUCUCUCCAUCUGUGAAAGAAAACAUCGAUAAGAAGUCAUUUAAAAUUGAAAGUAAUAUUGUUUCUGGAUCAAAUAAUUUAUUAGUAGAAAAUAAAGGUCCAAUGUUUAGUAAUAAUACUGGCUCGCUAGAUGUGAUUUCAAGGCAAUCUGAUGUAAAACCUAUAAAUCAUCAGUUAAACAGUGAUAUUUUACUACCGAUAACCUCAAGCGCAGGCGCAACAACACGCAAUCAGCAUAACACUGUUCAAAUAUUGCAACCACUUUCUCUUGAAAGUUACUCUCAAAUCAAUUGGCCUAAUCCAGGUAUAGAUCUGCAAGACCUUUCGCGAUUUAAUCCAAUGAAUAGUCUUAAUUCAUUAAAAAGUGAUGUUAGUGCUAAUAAUAGCAAAUUAGCGUCUCCAGCUCACAAUUCUGCUAACACUGUUCAUCAUGAAGUAUCAGAUGAUGAUAUUUGGGGCGAUUUUGUUUCGAAUGUACCAAAAACACAAACAUCUCCUAAGAAAAAUAUAACAUUUGCUGACGAUGACGAAUGGACAGAAUUUGUAUCAAGUCCAAGUUUAAAACCGCAAAACGGUUUAAAUACAAUUAGUUUAAAUGUUCACACCAAUUCCAGUAUGCAAAAAGCUGUCAAUCAAAACAAAUUCGCAUCUGGAAGUAAUCAGAUACAACUUGAUAUUCCAAGUUUGAAUUACAUAACACCGAAAUCGAACAGCCGUGGAAAAUAUAUGGAGAAGCAUUUCCAAAAUUUAUAACAGUACAGCAAUCAAUUUCACAUAGGUAUAUGUAAUAAUGUACUUAACAUAGUAAUAUAAGUGUAAAUAGUCUGGUGGUGGGAUAUUAUAUGAUUGAAUAUUUUACCAAAUUAUGCAGCUAAUUUAUUUUCGAAUAUUUAAUUAGAAUCUUAAUUUUUGACAUUUGAUUUCAAUUCAAUUUUUAAAUAAGAUAUAUAGUUGUAUUAAAUGAAAAUCCCGUCCUCGAUAGAUACAUUUCAAGAAUUUUCAAUAAUUUUGUUUCUGUAUUGAAGAAUAUUAUCUUACUGCAUUAGUUAUUAAUUUUUUUGAAAGCAAUAUUUAUUUUUUAGAUCUAAAAGACAAAGUAUUAUUAUAUUGUUUGUAAAUAGUGUUAAAAAUGUAUAAAAUGUAAAAAUAGAUAAUUUUAUCAUCACAUUAAAACAUUGUAC